ACGUGUAACGGCUACUGUUAGCCGCUAGUAGGGGCUCCUUCGUCGGUGAAAGCUCUCUUCUUCGCUUGUUUGUCAACAAAAUCCCGUCCUCCUCACUCGCGCACACUCGUCGAUUUCCGUUCACAUCGGUCUCUGAACAUGGCGACAGUCACCUUACGAAACUCUGCGAACUCGCUGUUGUUAUUUAGCAGGAGAUUAUUGAGACCGGGGCUGAAUGUUCUCUGUUCAUAUCACAAGAAGGUGGUGGACCACUAUGAAAACCCAAGAAAUGUGGGUUCUCUAGACAAAAACUCCAAGAAUGUGGGGACUGGGUUGGUGGGAGCACCUGCCUGUGGCGAUGUCAUGAAACUUCAGAUCCAGGUGGAUGAAAAUGGCAAGAUUGUGGAUGCAAAAUUCAAGACAUUUGGCUGUGGAUCAGCCAUUGCCUCCAGUUCUCUAGCAACAGAGUGGGUGAAGGGGAAGUCGGUUGACGAAGCUCUGAAGAUAAAGAACACAGAUAUUGCCAAAGAACUCUGCCUUCCUCCAGUCAAGCUUCAUUGCUCUAUGCUUGCAGAAGAUGCCAUAAAAGCAGCGCUGUCAGACUACAGACUAAAACAACAGGACAAGGAGGAGGAACGUGUCAAAGCCAGCAGUUAAUAUGUUGUUAUUAAGUGGCCAGUAUGGGGUGUCCCAUCGAUAUUUCAGCACCAGCUAAUGUCUUGCAACAGUGCAGUGCUGUGUGGAGGAUGAGUUGCCAUAAUACUACAUCAGGUCUUGCACCCCUCUUUUUGGGAGUUUUAUAGCCUUUUAAAAAUCUACAUGGCUGUGGGGUCAGUCUCUUGAAUUUAAGCCAGGAUACCCAUAUGUUCAAGUGCCAGGUGUUUAUGGUGUCUAUGGAUAUAUUUCAUCAGAUGAUCAGAAAUGUGUAUUAAUUGUUGCUGAUUUUGGUUGUUGAAAGUUCAUGGUGAAUAUUUAAGGACAACUCUGAUCCUUAAUUUUAAGCAAAUGAGUUCUUCUACACAGAACACAAGAGUUACAUCAUAAAUCAGAAAGUAUAAAUUGAGGUCGGUUUUUGUUUUGUAUAUUUUUUUGGCAUUUAGACUUUAAUUUGGCUUGUAUAAAACCUCUGCUCCCUCGUGGAGGAUCCGGUAUGAGAACACACUACAGGGCAACAGCUGAAGUACACAUACGACACUAUAAUACAGACUAUUGUAUGAGAAUGUGCUUAUUGUGAAUUAAAUGAUUAAAAAAC
Molecule: messenger RNA, 1231 nt
Organism: Xiphias gladius (swordfish)
Lineage: Eukaryota; Metazoa; Chordata; Actinopteri; Istiophoriformes; Xiphiidae
Gene: iscua
Product: iron-sulfur cluster assembly enzyme
Exons: 5
Coding region: 139-636 (165 amino acids)
Biological process (GO): intracellular iron ion homeostasis; iron-sulfur cluster assembly
Cellular component (GO): mitochondrial matrix; cytoplasm
Molecular function (GO): ferrous iron binding; 2 iron, 2 sulfur cluster binding
Source: RefSeq, a predicted model, not a curated record